GACAAGAAUAUUUUGACUAUUUCAACUCAAUUAUUUGACAUGCCUGAUGAUUUUGAGUUAAUUUUUGAAUAAUAAUUUCAAUUUUUAUCAAACAAAAAAAAUGUCAUCGGAACCUGUUAUAAAUAGUGUUGGAAUUCCAACAGCUGAAUUCUUGCAAGAUGUAGAUGCUUUUAUGCAAAAACCGGAAAAUAAUUCGGCAACUGAAGUAAUCAAACGAUUAGAUGAACUAUAUAUGAAAUAUAAAUUCAUGGAACAAAAUCUUCAUCUGAAAAAAAGCAAAUUAUUACAACAAUAUCCUGACAUUGAAAAGAAUCUAGAAAUACUAAAAACACUCAAAGACAAACAUACGAAAAAUGAAGAAAUGGAUGCUAAUUAUCAACUAGAUUAUCAUCUAUACACAAGAGCAAUCGUGCCACCAACUGAUAAAGUUUCUCUCUGGCUUGGGGCGAAUGUGAUGCUUGAAUAUUCAAUUCAAGAAGCUGAAGAAUUAUUAAAUAAAAAUUUAAUCCAAGCUGAACGAUCAUUGAAACAAAUUGAAUUGGAUAUGGAUUUUCUUAAAGAUCAGAUUACAACAACUGAAGUAAAUAUGGCCCGAGUAUAUAAUUGGGAUGUACGUAAACGAACCGUCGAACAGGCAUCGAAAGACCAAACAAAAGAUGAGCAAAAGAUUCUGGAAUAAAAUAACAAUGGAUGAAAGCUUUCUUUUAUGAAUCAAUUUCAAUUUAUCCUCAUAAAUUU
Dermatophagoides pteronyssinus (European house dust mite) is the source of this 738-nucleotide messenger RNA. RefSeq names its product prefoldin subunit 3-like. Gene Ontology annotation, molecular function: tubulin binding. NCBI's taxonomy places the organism in Eukaryota, Metazoa, Arthropoda, Arachnida, Sarcoptiformes, Pyroglyphidae. Gene Ontology annotation, cellular component: cytoplasm; prefoldin complex. The record is from RefSeq and is a predicted model, not a curated record. Gene Ontology annotation, biological process: tubulin complex assembly; microtubule-based process; protein folding.